CCUGACUUUGUUUAUUCUCAAUGGAAAUUGCCUAGGAGCCAAGGUAAACUGGUCCUCCAUGGCGGCCACUAAUACAUUGACAUCUCCCUUAUCUAUACUCCGAUCCGUCCUUUCUUGGUCACCACUCUCAACUCAUAAGUCAUUGACAAGACGAAGCGACUCCAACUUGACCCUUCACACCCUCCUUGUCUCCUACAGCUUUUUUCUUUGUAUCUUCCGAUGGCACUAGUGCACUACUGAGACCCAAAAUCUCUUGCAACUUUCUCAUCCUUUCCUGCCAGAAACAUUAUUUGAGCUCUGAGUUAUAUCGUCGGUGUAGUAAUGAAGGGAAAUUCUGGCAUAUCAAAUGGAAGAGAAGGCGGUGAUGAGGUCUUUACCAUCACCCUCAGGCCUUUGGGUCUUUCUGACAUUGAUGAUUUCAUGGUUUGGGGCACAGAUGAGAAAGUAGUGUCUCGUUUCUGCACUUGGGAGCCUUAUGCUAGCAAAGAAGAGGGGCUCAACUACAUCAAGGAUAAGAUCCUCCCACACCCCUGGUAUAAGGCAAUUUGUCUUGAUGGCAGGCCGAUUGGUGAAAUUUCAGUGACCCCAAAAUGGGGAAAUGAUCGGUGUAGAGCUGAAAUUGGCUAUCUCUUGGGGUCCAAGGACUGGGGCAAAGGGAUAGCUACAAGGGCAGUGAAGAUGGUGGUUGAUACUAUUUUCAAGGAGUGGACACAUUUGGAGAGACUGGAAGCUUUCGUUGAUGUGGAGAAUGUGGCAUCACAGAGGGUCAUGGAAAAGACUGGGUUUCAAAGGGAAGGCGUUUUGAGAAAGCAUUAUAUUGUGAAAGGUAGAACUAUAGACGAGGUGAUUUUUAGUAUUCUUUCCACUGAAUGUGAAAGCUGAUUUAUGGAACCUUAUUUGGAACUCUCUUCUGGUACGCAUUUAGAUGAAUGAAGUGGAAUUGAAUCAUUGUCCUUGUCUUGUAGACUUGCUGUCAUUUUCUUUCUUCAUAACUCUCUACAUUGAAUAUUCAGAACUCAUGUUAUCAAAUCCUAACCAUAUUCUUUACAUUUAGUAUCAAUCGUAACCUUCAUGCUAGAUCAGAGAUUCGAUAUCCAAAUUGUGAGGAGUGUAUUAGAAUUAGGUGCUAGAUUAUGGGUUCCAUACCCCUCCAAUACCAAAAACACAACCAUAUUUUUUACUUUAAUAUCAAGAAUUAAGAUUAAAAGAUUGAAUUUUAAGUGUUUUAAAUCUCAACUCUUAAAUCUUGAAAUUAAAUUUAAGGGUGGGUGAUCACAACAUACUUAAUUACUAAAAUUAAAUGAUGUAAACCCAAAUAUAAACUUUCGUAGAAGUGGUCUCCCACAUUAUCGUUUUCCUUUGUAGUUUUUAUUUGCUCCUCUUAAUUACAAAAUUCUUAAUUACUAAAUUUAAAUGAUGUCAAUAUUAUGUAUGGUUCAUUUCAUAAAACCAUUAGUGUGGAAACCCUUGUCCACUCUCUCUCUUAACGCUAGGGUUCGCAUAAAAGUUGGCUUGCCUCCGUCCGACGGCGCGUCCAUGGACGCCGUCGUCGGACGGGAUUUGGUGCUUGGUGAAUGCGGCUCCUCUGGUCGGGUUGUCUUCGCUCCUGAUCGAGGGGAUCGGUGGCCCGUAGUAGGAGAGAUCAGGUUCGCUAGGAGGGUUUGGUUCAGUUUCUGCAGGUCGGAGUUUCGGGUCAGAUUGGCGGCUGGAAGCGUGACUGGUGGCGCUGGUUUGGUGGAGAAGAAGGCUGGGGAGGCAGGCUUCGCGGCGGCUUGUUUUUUGGUUGGGCGGAGAUGGUGGUGUUUGAUAAACUUCUGGAUUAUUGGGGUGCGGACCAGGGAAUGCCGGCGGUGGAUUGACCGGGGUGGGGGUGAGCCGGUAGUGGAGCAGGCGUCUUGGGGUGGUUGUCUAGAAACUCCCUUCUUUCCUCGUCUGAUCCAGAUCCGUCACCGGAGGCGCGACAACGAUGAGAGGAUGCUGGUGGGACUAAUGCAGAAGCUGGGCUGGGCCCGAUCUGGUGACUGUAAUUUUCAUGCUACUUGGGCUGAUGGUUGGGUAUGGGCUCAACUUUUGGGCCUUGCCCUAGUUGUUUUUUUCUAUAUAGUUGUUUUUUAUUUUUGUUGGUUAGUUUGGUUGCGCAUUUUGCGAGUAAUAAGUCCCUACACUUGUUGUGUAGAGCUAGUUGGGCUGUGUGCCUGUGUGUGCACUCAAUGUGCCUUGUCUGCUCUAGGUAGGCAGCGAAUUCCUUGCUUCGUCAAAUGGUCGCUACCCCCUAGUGGCAGGGUGAAGCUAAGUGUUGUCGGAUUUAUCAUCUGGCGACAACAUAGUAGGAAAGCUGUGCUUAUAGUAAUUAUGCUACGUUGUAAUCGGGUUACAUAUCGAGCUAUCUUUCUGUUAUGUCAAAGCAAAUAGAGUAGCCAAUAGAACACUCUUUGCUA
Rosa rugosa (rugosa rose) is the source of this 2438-nucleotide messenger RNA. RefSeq lists its product as uncharacterized. Bases 322 to 882 code for a protein of 186 amino acids. Gene Ontology annotation, molecular function: acyltransferase activity, transferring groups other than amino-acyl groups. The record is from RefSeq and is a predicted model, not a curated record. NCBI's taxonomy places the organism in Eukaryota, Viridiplantae, Streptophyta, Magnoliopsida, Rosales, Rosaceae. The transcript has a single exon.